CCUUGCAUGCUUUCAUGUUGUCAGUAUAUUGUGCAAUGAUGGUGUUGUGUGCUACAACACUAUUUGCCGAUGUUAGCCUCGGAAGAGGAGGUCGAUUCAACUUCCGCACACGCCACUGGAGUCAAAUUCUGAGGACGAUCUCCAUCCUGUCCGGUUCACUGGCGAUAAUCUCACUACUUUCAAUUAUCCAGCUAUAUGUUGCGUUGGUCUCGUUACUUGUGUGGCUCCUGCUUGCUACACACCUUACUAGCAGCUUGAUUCAAGACUUAAACCAACCGCUGAUACCAUCUACUACCAGUAACAGAGUAGCAAAUUUCACCAGCACAAUAUCAGAAUCUAUCAAUAUGGUAUUUGGUACGAUGAAAAAUUGGGCAACAAACUUGUUUCAACGGUGUACCGCAGGAAUUCCAGUGAUCAACAUAAGGAAUCUAUUUGAUCGUCGCAUCAGUGGCACAGCAACAGGCAUGGUCGGACUACCUGUUUAAAAUCAAUUUCAGAUGUAGUGUAUGUGUAUCAUUUCGUAGGAUGCAUCAGAAUGUAACCCUAGUGUUUGUAAUUUUAUAGCAAAGUUGUCCUGAAUGUCCUAAUGGUUAAGAAUUUGAAUCUCCAUAUUGAGAUGAGCUGGGAAAAGUUUGGAAAGGAGAGGGUUUAAUCUAAAAACAACAUACAAAUGAUUUCCAACAGAAUAUAUAUUCUUUUCCACAUAUAAAUGAGAAUACUUACA
Messenger RNA from Rubroshorea leprosula, 724 nucleotides. NCBI's taxonomy places the organism in Eukaryota, Viridiplantae, Streptophyta, Magnoliopsida, Malvales, Dipterocarpaceae. The record is from the annotation of a GenBank genome assembly.